This is a messenger RNA of Trichoderma citrinoviride, 1248 nucleotides long. RefSeq names its product P-loop containing nucleoside triphosphate hydrolase protein. Gene Ontology annotation, molecular function: GTP binding; ATP hydrolysis activity. The record is from RefSeq and is a predicted model, not a curated record. NCBI's taxonomy places the organism in Eukaryota, Fungi, Ascomycota, Sordariomycetes, Hypocreales, Hypocreaceae. The transcript has 3 exons. Gene Ontology annotation, cellular component: cytoplasm. The coding region runs from base 1 to 1248 and encodes 415 amino acids.
AUGCCUCGCGAUCCCCUCAUUGGGCUUGUAGGCAAGCCUUCGGCCGGCAAGAGCAGCAUGCUCAACAGCUUAACGGAUGCUUCCUCCAAAGUUGGUCAAUUUACCACCAUUGAUCCUCAGCGAGCGAUAGGAUACCUUCAGAUCGACUGCGCCUGUGCGCGCUUCGGGCUCUCAGAUAAAUGCAAGCCCAACUACGGCUCCUGCGUCGACGGUCGACGGUCGGUCCCGAUUGAGCUUCUCGAUGUUGCGGGGUUAGUGCCUGGUGCCCAUCAGGGCCGCGGUCUGGGAAACAAGUUCUUGGACGACCUGCGACAUGCCGAUGCGCUCAUUCACGUCGUCGAUGCCUCCGGGACGGUCGAUGCCGAAGGCAAGGAGACGAGAGGCUACGAUCCUUCGGUCGAUAUCGCCUGGCUGCGCAGCGAGAUUGUGGCGUGGAUCUUGGGCAAUCUGAUGCAGAAAUGGGGAGGCAUCAAGCGGCGGCAUAUCGCGGUCAAGGCCACAGCCGUCGAGACAUUACAGAACCAGUUUUCCGGUUACGGAUCCACGCCGGUAACAGUGCAGCGGACGCUGGACCGGUCAGGCGUCAAGGAGCCGCUGGAGGAGUGGUCUGACGAGACGAUCGAGCACAUUGUCAACUGCUUCAUCGACGAAAAGUUCCCGACGGUAAUAGCGCUGAACAAGAUCGAUCACCCUGACGCGGACAAGAACAUCGCCAAGAUCGCCAAGAUGCAGGACCCCAACACUGUCGUUCUCUGCUCGGCCAUUUCAGAAAUCUUCCUGAGGAAGAUGGCGAAGCAAGGAUACAUCAAGUAUGUGGAGGGAAGCGAGUUUGUCGACACGAGAGAGGACCUCAUUGAGCAAGGCGACCCCACAGGCGGCGGCCUCAAAGAGCUCGACGAAAAGAACCGGAAUCGAAUAGAGAAUCUCAAGGACAUGGUAUUGUACCGCUUCGGAUCUACAGGAGUCGUGCAAGUGCUGUCCAAGGCAGCUGAGCUGCUCGGCUUGGUCCCCGUUUUCCCCGUCCGAAACACGACAACGUUCAGCUCAGGAGCGUCAGAAUCCAAAUUUGUCUUUAGAGACUGUGUGCUGGUAAGGAAGGGCCUGACGGUGGGCGAUGUUGCUCGCAAAGUAAUGGGCGACGCGCCGAUUGCAUUUGUGGAAGGUGUUGGAAAUAUGAGGGUAUCUGAAGAUGACCCUGUCGCGGUAGGGAAGAAUGAUAUUCUAUCAUUCAAGGUGGGACGGACAUGA